This is a messenger RNA of Racocetra persica, 354 nucleotides long. NCBI's taxonomy places the organism in Eukaryota, Fungi, Glomeromycota, Glomeromycetes, Diversisporales, Gigasporaceae. The record is from the annotation of a GenBank genome assembly.
CCUAAGCCUUCUUCUGUCCGUACCACUGUUUAUAAAAAGACUGGAAAUACAUAUUCUUUAAAGAUCAAAACGUCACGUCUCAUAUUUAAUGAGAUUAGUCAAAAAUUUGGCACUUUUCCUUUCCCCCUGAGAGCGUUGGAAGAUGAAAAAAAGGCUAGAUUGGGAGAUUUUGUGGCACAGUUCUUUAAUACAGUUCUUUUAACCAAAAAUGGAUCAAUUAAAAUUACAAACACAUUUUACGAUCCAGAGAUUAUUCAAAGUGAUAAAAAAGUGGAAGAUGAAGAAAUUGUAUCUCUGUUGGCUACCAAUGCUGCUGAAGAAAAAAAGGAUGAAACUGAAACUGCGGACGAAUAA